AUGGUCCCUAUACAGCCCCCAUGGUUCCCUUAUACAGCCCCCAUGGUUCCUUAUACAGCCCCCAUCGUCCUUAUACAGCCCCAUGGUCCCUUAUACAGCCCCAUGGUCUUAUACAGCCCCUAUGGUCCCUUAUACACCCCCCAUGGUCCCUUAUACAGCCCCCAUGGUCCCUAUACAGCCCCCAUGGUCUUACGCAGCCCCAUGGUCCCUUAUACAGCCCCCAUGGUCCCUUAUACAGCCCCCAUGGUCCCUUACGCCCCAUGGUCCUUAUACAGCCCCCAUGGUCUCCUUAUACAGCCCCCAUGGUCCUUAUACAGCCCCCAUGGUCCCUUAUACAGCUCCAUGGUCCUCUAUACAGCCCCCAUGGUCCCUUAUACAGCCCCCAUGGUCCCUACAGCUCCAUGGUUCCCUUAUACAGCCCCCAUGGUCCCUUAUACAGCCCCCAUGGUCCCUAUACAGCCCCCAUGGUUCCUUAUAGCCCCCAUCGUCCCUUAUACAGCCCCCCAUGAUCCCUAUACAGCCCCCAUGGUCCCUUAUACAGCCCCCUGGUCCCUUAUAACCCCACAUCCUUAUACAGCCCCCAUGGUUCAUUAUACAGCCCCCAUGGUCCUUAUACAGCCCCCAUGGUUCUUAUACACCCCCAUGGUCCUUAUACAGCCCCCAUGGUCCUUAUACAGCCCCCAUGGUCCCUAUACAGCCCCCAUGGUUCCUUAUACAGCCCCAUGGCCCUUACACAGCCCAAUGGGCCCUUAUACAGCCCCCAUGGUCCUUACACAGCCCCAUGGGUCUUAUACAGCCCCCAUGGUUCCUUAUACAGCCCCAUGGUCCUUACACAGCCCCAUGGUCCUUAUACAGCCCCCAUGGUCUCCUUACACAGCCCCAUGGUCCUUAUACAGCCCCCAUGGUCCCUUAUACAGCCCCCGUGGUCCCUUAUACAGCCCCCAUGGUCCAUUAUACAGCUCCCCAUGGUCCCUUAUACAGCCCCCAUGGUCCCUACACAGCCCCAUGGUCCACACAGCCCCUAUGGUCCCCCCUCCCCUGAGUCUUUCCAGGCCCGGCCAGGCCCCAGGUCUCAGGUCCAGCAGUGUCCAGGUCCCCGUCAGGUCCCAGGGCAACGCCAGGUCCCCAGGUUCAUUUGUAAGCAAGGCCUUCUCCAUCCCACAGGUCGGCCAGGUCCCCCAGCGUCCCCAGCCCAUCAGGUUACCCACGAUCCUGGCCAGGUUUCCCACUGUCUUAGUGAAGGUUGCCAUGCUGUUCGCCUCACAGGGACCAGCUCCACCUGUCAGUCGACCACCCACAGCGUCGUUCCUCAGAGACAUGGGUCAUCUCUUCUUCCUCUUGCUCGUCAACAGCGUCCUGCAGGAUACUCCCCAUUGA
Molecule: messenger RNA, 1377 nt
Organism: Homarus americanus (American lobster)
Lineage: Eukaryota; Metazoa; Arthropoda; Malacostraca; Decapoda; Nephropidae
Product: proline-rich extensin-like protein EPR1
Exons: 3
Coding region: 1-1377 (458 amino acids)
Source: RefSeq, a predicted model, not a curated record